CACGGGCUAUGAAGGCCUAGUAGCUGCGCUGGGCCAACGUGGUGUGACCGUAGAGACGUUGAAUGUGGGCCGAGGCGACUGCAAUGGGCAGAGGCCGGUAGACGAUUCUCUCUGGAGUGACGAAGUACAAGCACCGUCCUGCAUACCUAUGUAGAAAUAGUGCCCAGUCAACGUAUCGCAAUAUUCUACACGAACAACAGUGCCUGGAAUAAAUCGAGAGAACAAUGGGCUGGUCUUUCUCCAUAUGGAAGCCUCAAUUUCGUGACGCGGUCUGAAUUUACGACUUGAUUCCUGUCCUCUCGACGCGCGCGACAUGGCACCCGCGGCCUUCCCCCGCGCCAAAGUCCUCUUUCUCGCUGAGAACUCUGUCCAAUCGCUGCUCUCGUCAACCCUUGUCUCCCAAGUCGAAGCUCUUCUCGGAAGUCACCGCAUCCAGGACGCCGCGGAUCUCGCCGACCAGCAGAGGAAGAAGGUCGAGGGGAACAUCAGGAUCAAUGAAGACGAGCUCGACGAGCUGCGCUACGUGUACCAGCGCAUAGGAUGGCAGCUGUUCUCCGAGACGCUCUUCGAGGACGCGGGGAAGAACCUCUUCAACGGCGAUACAGACCCACGACUACUCAUCAGCUACUACCCUGAGCUACGCGGGAAUCUGUUCACGAAGGGUGAUACCCUCGACGUCUUCAGCGGGGUGGCGGAACGUAUGCCGACCGAGACCAGUGUGGACGAUAUCAUCAGGAACUACUCCCCGCACCUCUCGCCGAACACGGCGACCGCGCCCCCGACGGUCGAGCUGCGCGCGAUCAUGCGCACCGCUGCGCAGGACAUGCUCGAGAGCUACCUGCGCAAGUGCUGGAUCCGCCGCUGCGUCGACCCGAAGGCGGCGCCGGGGAGCCAUCCGGCGUAUCCGGUUGUGGAUACAGUGUACGCAAAGGUCCUGGCUGUCAAUGGAAAGACGCAGGAGCUCGCUGCACUCAUCCAGGAUGAGCGUAGCGAGAUCGUCGCCACGGAGAUUGAGCCAAUUUUGGUUGAGCAUAGCCAGUUUGACGCGCUCACGACGCUGUACCAACGACACGGGGACGCGCGGAAGCUGCUCGAGCUCUACUCGAAGAUCGCGGAGGGCGAGUACAGGACGGACGAAAUACAGGACCCGCUCGAGUCCAUGAUGACGCUACUCGCCGCCCAGAAGGAUCGUUCACUGACACAACAAUGGGCACUCUGGAUGAUCAAACGAGAUCCGGAACGAGGAUUGAAACUCCUCAUGCCCGCCCGCGAUACUGGAAAGCGCCGUGAUCGACCCGAGGAAGACCUUGCUCUACUGGAGCAGGUUACGGAAGCCAGCAAGGAGGCAGGCCAGAUGUUCUUGGAGUACUUGGUACUGCAAAGACGAAGUUCGAACCGCGAGCUACACUCCCGGUUGGCGAGCGUGCUCGUCGACAACCUCCUCGACGCAACGUCAGACUCGGGCACGUUGAGGUUAUGGCAAGCAAAAGCCCGCUCCUUCGCCUCCAGCCACGCCGACUCCUCCUUCCUCCGCUACUUCGCCUCGACCACGCCCGAAUCGCGGACAAAGCACGAGCGCUUGAAGGCUGCCUUCUUCCUGCAGCGAUCGGACCUGUAUGAUACGGCCGCUAUGAAGGCGUGCCUAGAGGGCUCACCACAUGCAUCGCUGUUCGCCGUGGAGAUUGCAAUACUGGAUGGCAAGCUCGCCAACCACCGCCAAGCCCUCACCCGCCUCGUCCACGAUGCACACGACGAGAUCUCCGCAGAGACGUAUUGCGCGCUCGGCGGCGAGGUCAUACCACCGAAGAUGGUGCAGGCAACCGCGACCGACUCACUAGGCCCGGUGUGGUCAGCAUGGGCCGCGCGCGGGACGCCGGGGGCGGGGAAGAGGGGCACUGUUGAUGCAGCCGGAGGGCGGAAUGGAACACCGGGAAAGUCGGGCGUUGACGAGGGCUUGCGGAAACAGCUUUUGCAAAUCUUGUUGGAGGUGUACGUCGGGGAGAAGGAUGCGGAGUCGGAGAAGCGUGCGACGCGGCUACUGGAUGCGCAGGGGGUGAACUUGGAGGUGGUGGAUGUCUUGACACUAGUACCUCCGGCGUGGCCGUUGAAGACGCUGUCGACAUUCUUGACGCGGUCGUUCCGGCGCACACUGCAUGCGCGGCAUGAGGGCAAGCUGGUCAAGGCGAUCAGCGCGGGACAGAAUCUAGAGGUUAAAGAUCGCAGCUGGCAUGUCAUACGCGAGCGAGGCGCUCUGGUCGAGGAGGCUGGGGAUGAGGGCGGUGAUGAGGGAGAGGGUAAUGGUGAGGUUGUUGACGAGAAGGCUGCGCUCGCCGAAGCGGGUGAUGUAGACGGACACGUCGAGCUGGGCGAAGUGGGAUACACUGAACCUCAGACGGCGGACGUGCACGUAUAGUAAUAGUAUCUACUAAUACCUUUCUGAUUGACAUGCAUAUCAAUAUCGUUUCGGAGAGCUCG
This is a messenger RNA of Schizophyllum commune H4-8, 2475 nucleotides long. RefSeq lists its product as uncharacterized. Gene Ontology annotation, cellular component: fungal-type vacuole membrane; cytoplasm. The transcript has 11 exons. Bases 314 to 2413 code for a protein of 699 amino acids. The record is from RefSeq and is a predicted model, not a curated record. NCBI's taxonomy places the organism in Eukaryota, Fungi, Basidiomycota, Agaricomycetes, Agaricales, Schizophyllaceae. Gene Ontology annotation, biological process: vesicle-mediated transport; autophagy; endosomal vesicle fusion.